AUGGAGGAAUUUCAAGUAGGCGAGAGCGAUUUCACGUCGUACCAAUCAUAUGGAAAUUUUAAUAUAGAUGAUUAUAAUGAUACAAUCAGCAUUAUUUCACAUGAUGCUUGCGUCAACAGAACUUGCAUUCAACUCUGCUGUCCUUUUGGCGAUCGUCUAACGUCAGAGGGAACGUGCGUCGCUGGGCCGAUUGAGCAGGAUAAUUACACUUUUCCAGACGUUUAUCAGAACAAUUCCGAGACUAAAAAGUUGAACGAACUAUUUCCACUGGCCGUCCACGAUCCGUGUGUUCCGCAAGCAAGUGCACACCACAUUCUUAAUCUCGAUGAGUACUCGUUUCUCGUCAACGGCUAUUUGCAUCAAGAUCCCGGCGAGUAUCCUGGCGAGUUUGUCCCAUCGACGUCUUACUGCCUCGCCGCCCUGGAGCGGAACAUUUAUGAUGCGGCCGUUUGCAUGAUGCCGAUGGGCUUUCGGAUAUACAUGGCCGUGAGCCUCCUGGUAUCCUUGCCGUUCUUAUUAUUGACGUUCGUGGUAUAUUCUUUAUUGCCGGAUGUCCAAAAUGUACACAGCUGCACGUUGCGUGCACACGUAGGCUCGUUGUUCGUCAUGAACCUGCUUAUAUAUUUCGUCCAAGCAUUCCCUGUAUUGUCCGAAUGGAAAUAUUGCAUUCCACUGGCAUACAUUUUUAAUUUCGCGUUGAUGUCGGCUUGUUUUUGGCUAAACGCAACAUGCUUCGACAUUUGGUGGACAUUCACAAAACUCAGUUUGCGCCCUGUACACAAAAAGAAAAAGAAAAAGAGAUUCAUAUUAUACUCUCUCUAUGCGUGGGGAACUACUUUCCUUGUCAGCGCUGCUAGUGCAAUUAUGGAUCAUGCUCCCGGUAUACCGAAGAACUGGACUCGACCGAAAAUGUGCACAAGAAAAUUUUGGUUUGGUGGAGAUCAUGCAAUGACGGUGUAUUUUUACGGACCCACGGGUACAGCUUAUGUUAUUAACGUUUUCUUAUUCGUCGUUACGGCACUAACGAUUCUGUAUCAUAAUAAACAUACUGCCAGUCAGCUGAGAGAUUCGGAGAGCCGGUGCUACGAUAACCACAAGCGCAAGUUUACUAUGUACCUGAAGCUGUUCAUAGUGAUGGGACUAAGUUGGAGUAUGGGUAUAAUAUUGUGGUUGAUCAAUGCCAGCAAUGCCAUAUCGGAGAUGGUUUGGAAUAUCAGCUUUACGAUAGACAUCUUGCAAGGCGUCUUUAUUUUCAUUCUAUACGUGUGCAAAAGGAAAACCUUACGGUUAUUGCUAAAACGAUUCGGUUGGCAGAAUAGCAGUCCGUUUUUAAAUAACAUUUUAUCAUCGAGCAACCUGCAGUCUAGAACGUCCUCAAAUAUGUCCCACCUUUCAUCGCUGUCGGGAUCAGUAAAUAUGCAAAAUACUAAUCUUUCUAUUAAUCUGAAGCCUGAUCAUCACACGACGUUUAAUAAAGCAAAAUAAAGGAACAAUUCUAUUAUGAAUAAAUCAGUAAUUAAUCAGCAUCAUAAUUUAAUUCUCCAGUCAGGGAUUGAGCUUACGUUAUUGUACCUCGCUCUUUCUUUGUAGAGACACUGAUUAUAUAUUCGUGAAAUAUUCUAUAAAAGUAAAGUUUACAUGUAAUUAUUAUACAAUUUUUACGUUAUAUUACGCUAUGCGUAUAAAUUACUGUUGAUGUAUUUUAUAUACAGUAAUAAAAAGAUCUUAAGUAUAA
Wasmannia auropunctata (little fire ant) is the source of this 1735-nucleotide messenger RNA. RefSeq names its product G-protein coupled receptor Mth2-like. The coding region runs from base 1 to 1485 and encodes 494 amino acids. The transcript has 6 exons. Gene Ontology annotation, molecular function: G protein-coupled receptor activity. NCBI's taxonomy places the organism in Eukaryota, Metazoa, Arthropoda, Insecta, Hymenoptera, Formicidae. The record is from RefSeq and is a predicted model, not a curated record. Gene Ontology annotation, biological process: cell surface receptor signaling pathway; G protein-coupled receptor signaling pathway. Gene Ontology annotation, cellular component: membrane.